Molecule: messenger RNA, 1632 nt
Organism: Cucumis sativus (cucumber)
Lineage: Eukaryota; Viridiplantae; Streptophyta; Magnoliopsida; Cucurbitales; Cucurbitaceae
Product: transcription factor bHLH52
Exons: 1
Coding region: 454-1380 (308 amino acids)
Biological process (GO): regulation of DNA-templated transcription
Molecular function (GO): DNA-binding transcription factor activity; protein dimerization activity
Source: RefSeq, a predicted model, not a curated record
UUAUUUUUCUUGUUAAGUUUAGAAAUUACAUAGUAAAAAUCCAUAUAUAUUCUUAGGGUUUAGUAGCCGCCAAAAGCAAAUAAUUAAUCACACAUAUAUGUUCUCUCUAUUGCGAUUGCCACCAAAAAGUAACUGUUUUUGUUGGUCUUAAAAAAAAAAGAAAAAACCCUAAUGGUACAAAUUAACUAACAAAACACAAAAAAUGAAGAGAGAUAAAUUAGAGAGAGAAUCGUGGGUUUAGAAGUUGGGGGUUUCACGGAGAUUAAUUAGCCUACUAAUUCCUCUUCUCUCCAUAACUGAUUCCUCAUUAAUCUCUCUCUCUCUCUUCAUAUAAUCUCAAAACACACACUCACUCUCCAACUCUCCAACUCUCCAACUCUCCAACUCUCUCCUACUUCAUUCUUCCCAUUCUCUCUGUUUCUUCUUCUCCCUUUCUUCCUCUCUUCCUCUCCAAUGGCUGCUCUCACUUACUACUCCAAUUUCUACUCUCCUGACCCUUCUCCAUACUAUCACCAUUUCCACUAUUUCUCCCCUGAAUUCUCCCCUGAUCUUUCUUAUGUCCCUCCCCCUCAGCUUCUCAACCACCCCGCUGCCUUCGAUUACGUCGACGAUUCUCUUUUUUACCCCACUGCUGAUACUCUGUUAUUCGAUGAUGCCCUUCCCUUUCUCUUUUCCGAUACCUAUCCCUGUUUCUCUGCUCCCUCCGUCGAUGAAUUCCUUCCCGUCUCCUCCCAAUUCUUCCCUUUUGAUGAAUUUGAAUUUCAUUGCCCCAAACGUCAGAGGGCUGUGUUCGAACACAGUUUUUGUUGUGGCGGUGGUGUUGGUGAUGGUAAUGUAGGUGGUGGAGGAUCAGGAGCAGGAGCAGGGUUCUUUCCUUCUCCUCCUCCUCCUCCUCCUCCGUUGGCGGAGGUUUUUUCGGGUCCUUGGGAUUCUAGAAUGGACAAUGCUGAAAUGAGGAAUGAUUGUUUGAAGAGCCAACCGUCGCCGGCGCCGUCGAGUCAUAAUAACUUAUCAGCCCAGACGAUUGCUGCCCGGGAACGGCGGAGAAAGAUUACGGUGAAGACGCAGGAGCUCGGAGAGCUGGUUCCGGGUGGGAGUAAGAUGAAUACUGCUGAAAUGCUGAAUUCUGCUUUCAAAUAUGUGAAAUUCUUGCAAGCACAAGUUGCUAUUUUGCAACUCAAGCAAGAAACAGAGCAAGAAGGACAAGAAACAGAGAACCUUGAGAUUCUUGAAUCCACAAUGAUUCAAGAGAAGUUAUACUCAGAAGAAAAAUGUUUGGUUCCAAAAGGGUUCAUCCAAAAUCUUGCAGAUUUCCCUGAAAUUCAGUCCCAUCCAUCCAUUUUCAAUUCCAUCAAUAAGAUCCUUCACAACAGCAGCUAGCAAAAAACCAAAAAAGUUCAACGUUGAUCAGAUGUAGAAGCAGAGUAGCUUGUUCAUCAUUUUGUUUUGCUAAUUGUUGUUGUAGCUAAUCCAAGUUUUUUAAGAGUUUUUGUUUUUAAUUUUUAACCAUUUAGUUUAGAGUUAUAGAGUUUAGUUUCGAUCAGAUGCUAACCUCAUGUUUAUGAUUCAUUAACUGUUGUUUGUAAAACUUGUCCAUUUGAUUAAAUGAAACCCCUUUCCAUUUUCUUCCAA